This is a messenger RNA of Apodemus sylvaticus (European woodmouse), 863 nucleotides long. RefSeq names its product ribonuclease A family member 1, pancreatic (gene Rnase1). NCBI's taxonomy places the organism in Eukaryota, Metazoa, Chordata, Mammalia, Rodentia, Muridae. Gene Ontology annotation, molecular function: RNA nuclease activity; nucleic acid binding. The transcript is spliced from 2 exons. The record is from RefSeq and is a predicted model, not a curated record. The coding region runs from base 137 to 586 and encodes 149 amino acids.
UUUUUCUUGGAUGCCAACCCCUUGGAAUCCUUUUAAAUUCCACACCACAGAGACUGUGUGACUGAAGAAACUGGCUUCCAAUUUGUCCUGGAGUUCAAACUAAAAGUUUCAGCCUCCGCUGAGCACCAAAGCAACCAUGGGUCUGGAGAAGUCCCUCAUUCUGUUUUCAUUGUAUGUCCUGGUGCUUGGAUGCGUCCAGCCUUCCCUGGGCAAGGAAUCCUCGGCGGAGAAGUUUGAGCGGCAGCACAUGGAUUCAGCUGGUUCCUCCAGCAGCAGCCCCACCUACUGCAACCAAAUGAUGAAGAGCCGGGAGAUGACAAAGGGGUCAUGCAAGCCUGUGAACACUUUCGUGCACGAACCCUUGGUAGAUGUCCAGGCUGUCUGCUCCCAGGAAAAUGUCAAAUGCAAGAAUGGGAAUAGCAACUGCUACAAGAGCACCUCAGCCCUGCACAUCACUGACUGCCGCCUGAAGGGGAACUCCAGGUAUCCCAACUGUGACUACCAGACCAGUCACCACCAGAAGCACAUCAUUGUGGCCUGUGAUGGGAACCCCUCUGUACCAGUCCACUUCGAUGCUUCUGUGUAGAGCUCAACCUAGGCCAAAGCAGUGAGAUGUCCAUGUCUUCCAACCUCAUCCUGUCAACACCUGCCUCUCCUUCCUAUCAUUCUUUCCCCAAAAGAAGUAACUCCUGGUAGGACUUACAUGUGACAAGACAUGCAUUCCUGAUCUGUGUCUUGCUCCCAGGCCCCUCUCUUGCCAUAGAGAAAUGAAGCAAGAUGGUCCUCUCCCGAACAUGUCCCUUCAACCUUAGACUUCCUUGACUUCAGAACCAACAACCAAAUAAAGUCCUGUUCACUAUAAA